CGAAUAUGGGCAAGGAGGAGUUCUUGAGAAAAAUAGAAAAUCCAAGCUGAUGCAAUUCUUUAAGAUUUAGUAGUUCUCUCUUCAAACAAAUUUUCUAGCUGCAAAACAAACCAGUGGAAGCAACAUGGGCCCAGCCACUUACAACAUCUUCUUCAUUGUCUGUUAUAUUUUUGUGAGAACAAGGAGUGGUGUACUUGGAGAACUGCUUCAGCCCAUAUUAGAAAUUGAUACAGAAGAUCCAAAUGACGUCAAUAUGAUUGGUAGCACGGCCUAUUUAAAUUGCACAAAUUCAUUAAAUGCACAAAAAUUCUAUUUGAGAAAAGAUGUAAAUAAGGAUGUAAUGAAUGAACAAGUCACUCCAGUGUUUACAAUGACAAACUUAAAUGCCAAAGACAGCGGACUCUACACCUGCCAAUACAGCAGGAAUUCAGAAUUCUCCAAGCACAGCAAGCCUGUACACCUAUAUGUAAGCGACAGAUACCCCCCACCAACAAUCACUGCUGAGCCGAAGAGCAUUGUCCAGCCGGGACAGAAUAUGAAUAUAAUAUGCUCUUCUCCAUAUCCAGACAUCAUUUUUACCCUUUUAAAGGGUGAUGCUCCAAUAGAAGAAAGUGAUAACAAUCCAUUCACCUAUGUUAUACGUGGUGCAAGUAAAGAGCAUGCUGGACAGUAUUCUUGUAGGUACAGGAGGCUAGGGAUCCUGUCAGAUUUCAGCUCUCCACUGAUGAUUGAUGUUAAAGCUCUUCCCAAACCUUCCAUCACUUUGGAGGAGAAUCAAAAAGUAGAGCUGAAGAUCAGCUGCAUGGCACCAGAGAAAGAGAAAAAGAUGUGGUUUCAGCUAUUCAAUGAAAGCAAAGAUGUCAUACAUGAAAUAAAAGUUGUCAAUAAAAAUCAAGUCGAUUUUAUAGUCCCGUACCCCAAUCAGUCUGACCCGAGAUAUUACUGUAUGUAUCGCAUUCGGAUGGGAAGUGACUUUGCAGAUUCCUUCUUCAGUGAUGCAGCCGUCAUAUGGAAAGAGCCUUCAGGAACUCAAGACUAUACAAUAAAAAAUAUUUUUCGGCUCCUUCUGUCAGCAAUAAUCCUCAUUCUCUUAACUGUUAUUUUUGCGAAACAUUUCAAAACUUCUGACAAAUGUAAAUCACGUCCUUCUGAACUAUCAGCCUCCCGGAAGAAACUGGCGGUUGACUCUGAAUAUACACAGCAGCUUAUGGAGGAGAAGAAUAAUGAUUCAGUGGAGAAAAGCUUGGUCCCGACUCCACCAACCACAACAGUAUCUGAUGUGAAAGAGAAAGUGAACGAGCAAGAGGAGCAGCAAACAUCCAUGUAGAAGGAGAUGAUACACAAUAAUUAUUCUAUGUGAUUGUAAAUGUAUUUACUAAGCAAGAACAGGAACGGAUUAGGGCUGGAUUAUCAAAUAUCCUACCUUAAAGAGGUUCUCCCGGACUACGAAAAGAUG
Bufo bufo (common toad) is the source of this 1456-nucleotide messenger RNA. RefSeq names its product leukocyte immunoglobulin like receptor B2 (gene LILRB2). NCBI's taxonomy places the organism in Eukaryota, Metazoa, Chordata, Amphibia, Anura, Bufonidae. Bases 125 to 1327 code for a protein of 400 amino acids. The transcript is spliced from 8 exons. The record is from RefSeq and is a predicted model, not a curated record.